ACCCGUCGCCAGUGAGUGUUGUGUCUCAGUCUGCUCCACCGUCUGGUCCGGCUAACAUUAGCUGACUGACCUGCUUGGCGCAGAGGCAGCAGGACAGAUUUCAUGGAUAACAAUGUUUUAUUCUUAGUCCCGAAAACGUGAAAAAGCCCGAAACGCCGGAUAGUUAGCAGAAAGCCUUAACUGGACCGGGAACUGUCAAUGCAACGAAAGAGGAUCCAUGGCAAAGUGGCUGAAGGACUACCUAAACUUUGGCUCCAGGCGUGACCCUCCGCAGGUCCCGAGGCCAGAUUACAGUGAGAGUGAAAUUUUGAGGGCCUACAGAGCUCAGAAGGAGCUAGAUUUUGAGGACCCGUAUCAACACUCUGAUAAGGAGCACCAGAAUGGUGGUUUCAGCCCCUGUAAUGCCACAGUGAGCCUUCCCUCUUUCCCUGCAUUCGGUUCGGUGCUGUCUAACGGUGUGGCGGUGAAAGUGGUGUCUCCCAAGCACAGACUUAUUAAAGUGGACUCUCAGGAGUUUGGCUGCAGUAAAGUCCCCCUCAGUCCUGUGACUGUACAGGAGGAUCCUGUGGUUCCCUCCGCUCCAGCAGCAUCGGACGCUGACACAGACUACUCUGAUCCAUUUGAUAUCCGUCCAGACCCACAAGGCAGACCAAACUGGGAGCCAAAAUCUGCACCAACAGACUGCUGCAGUUAUAUGGAGCCAUUUGAGGCUCAGAGGAUUAUCUCAGAGCUGCAGCACAGCAUGAUGACCAACCGAUCUGGGAGUGGAGAUGGGGGCCAAAUAUACGAUAAUCCGUACGAGGAGAGGACUCGCCACCACCACCGAGCUGCUCCAGCCGCACAGCAACUGACUCAGCGUGUUGAGGGAGGACUCCCCCCGAUAGACAGCAGGGAGAGCAGGCUCCCUCAGGAUGAUGAGAGGCCGGCGGAUGAGUACGACCAGCCCUGGGAGUGGAAGAAGGACCACAUCUCUAAAGCUCUAGCAGUUCAGUUUGAAGGGGCAGAAAGGGAGCGCUCCCGGGUUCAGACAGAGCAAACCAGGCUCACCAAGCCGGGCACUACUUCUACAGCGGCUGAGUCCACUACACUGCGUCUGGUUGGUGACACUCCUCUCCUGGGAGAGAGAGUGGACCCAUAUAUGCCGCUGGAGAGACAAGUGUGGUACCAUGGGGCCCUGAGCCGCUCGGAGGCAGAGAGUCUACUGACUCUGUGCAAGGAGAGCUCGUACCUGGUGAGGAACAGCCAGACCGGCAGGAACGACUACUCGCUCUCGCUCAGGAGCUUUAAGGGCUUCAUGCACAUGAAGUUCACUCGGUCUGCAGAUGGACGCUAUGUGCUCGGGGAGAACAGCCCUCCCUUCUCCACCAUCCCCGAGGUCAUCCACUACUACACUACACACAAGCUGCCAAUCAGAGGAGCUGAACACAUGUCCCUACUGUAUCCCGUCAUAGUGCAGACCCUCUGACACUGACACACUCUUUCUCCUGGUGCUACUGAAUACAAUGUAUACUCAAUAUUUACCUAUUACCUUCCUGUUUUCCUACAUGCCUUUUCAUCGCCAUUCUACCUGCACUGCCUGCAAGAGAUUGGAUUGUUUGGUGCCAUCUUCUCCGUUUACUAUAACACAAGUAACUACACUGGCAGCUCAAUAACAUGUCUCAGUGCCUCAUGUAUAAUCACCUGUGAACUGGUAUUGUCACUGAAAUCCCCUUAUUUUAAUACUAUGGACUUCAAAGCAACAAUCAUUCAUAUAAAAAUUGAUGGCUAAUUACUUUUAGGUAAAAAAAAUUACAAAAAAAUGUGUCCUGAGAGAGUAGGAUCUAAGCUACAUUGCAUGAAGAGUGGUCUCUUUUACUGUAAAGCAAAGAGAGACUGUACCACCAGGUCACUUAAUAAAACAGGUGUUUUCUCCUGGUGUAGGUAAAGAAUCGGGUGUAGGGUGUCGGGAUCUAAACUAGAUUUCGACAGUGUACAAUGCUGUUUAAAAGUGCUCUGACUGCAAAAACCCGUAUCAUACGUUUAAGUCUUACUUACAGUAUCGACCCCUUUAUUCCUGGCCUGUGAUUUCUUAUAUAGUAGCUGCUCCCCUGCAGUGUUCCCUCGAGUUCAUGUUUCCAGUGUACAACACAAAGUGACAGCAUAACGUCCCAAAGACAUGACUGGUUAACUUCACUCUCUUUGCAAUACUACUUUAGAGAUCAAUAGCAGUAUUAUACUGAAAGCUUAUUGCUUUGUGAUUAUGACUAUUAAAAGAGCUUUUGGUAGAUUAUUUACUGUGCUGUUUUAUAAGAUUUCAAACGUGUGUUGAAAAUAAAAGUGUUGUCAGUUUUUAAAUAGA
Eleginops maclovinus (Patagonian blennie) is the source of this 2338-nucleotide messenger RNA. RefSeq names its product Src homology 2 domain containing transforming protein D, a (gene shda). The transcript has 8 exons. Bases 218 to 1465 code for a protein of 415 amino acids. Gene Ontology annotation, molecular function: phosphotyrosine residue binding. The record is from RefSeq and is a predicted model, not a curated record. NCBI's taxonomy places the organism in Eukaryota, Metazoa, Chordata, Actinopteri, Perciformes, Eleginopidae.